GCGGCCGUCUGACCAGUCGCGGGUUGGUCGGCCGCCGCGGCGCACCUCCGACCGCCCCCCUGGCGCCGACGUCGGUAGCGCCCCAGCUGGUCGUCUGUAUCGUCAGCAGCCAUGGUGCCACGCGGAGUGGUGCUGGUGCUCUUUCUGCUCUGCCUCUGGUGCCUGGCCCGGGGCAACAGCGCCGUCUACAGUAAAGUGUUGACACAAGACCUGCAGCGACAUGUCAGCAACGACGAGUUUUUCGUCGUGCUCACCAAGAUCAGGCCGAAGCGGUUCGCCAGGACCCACCCGCAGACGCUGGUGGAGCUGGACGUCACCGGAAGCAGGAACAAGAUGUCCAUCAUCAUCGACAGGAAGAUGCACAAAGUGAUUCUCCAGACAAUGGAGCUGGGUCGGAUCCGCACCCAGCACUGGUCGGUGGACACGGUGCGACUGCACAACGUGAUCCACUCGAUGGUGCUGCGGGUGAACCAGGAGCAGCCGUCUGCGCGCGUGCAGCUCUACGUCAACUGCCACGACCAGGGGGCCAUCCACACGCCGGUCACACUGCGCGAGAUGGUGGCUCAGCCGGAGUCGGGCGCCGCCGCGCUCACCGUGAUGCGCGAGCGGCGGAUGGGUGCCAAAGUGCUGGCCGGCACCUCCAUCAGCAGUAUCCUGCACAAGCACGGCUGUGCCGGCUACGUGCUGCAGUCGACGCAGGCCAGACCGGCGGCCGCCCAGCGGCUGCGAGACCCCUCCGUCCGCGGUGACGACUCGGGCGCCGCCGGUGGCGACAGGGUGCGCCCGCGGCGCCGCUCGGUGCCCUACUGCGCCCCGUCCGGCUACAUGUGCCCCCAAUUCUCCCAGCCCCUGAACCUGGUGGACAGAGGUGACCAGCCACUGAACGACUACAGCGACCGCGACGCGCAGCUCAUCAAAACUCUGGGUGCCCUGAUCGAGUCGAUCAAGGAGCUGCGUACAGAGAUGAGCGCGCAGCGCGCAGAGACGGUGCGCAUCCGGCAGGCGAUCGAGAACUGCGACGCCUGUCGACCAGGCCGGGAGACGUGCAACCCCAACCCGUGCUUCGAGGGCGUGCAGUGUGUCGAGGAGCGGGACGGCGUCAGAUGCGGCCAGUGUCCUCGGGGCUACAUAGGCGACGGCCGCACCUGUCGCCGAGGGACCACCUGCGACGACCAGCCCUGCUUCAGAGGUGUGCAGUGCCAGAACACGGCCAGCCCGCCCUACUACCGCUGCGGCAGCUGCCCCGAGGGCUACGAGGGUAAUGGAGUCGAGUGCCGCGACAUUGACGAGUGUGCCCAGGCGCGGCCGUGCGACCGGCGCGUCCAGUGCCAAAACUACGACGGCGGAUUCCGGUGCGGACCGUGCCCGGCUGGCUUCACGGGCAGUCCCGGACUGCAGGGUUCUGGACUGGAGUACGCGCGCUACAGCAAGCAGACCUGCUACGACAUCAACGAGUGUGAGGAGAACCGGUGCGUGGCCAACUCGGAGUGUAUCAACACCGAGGGCUCCUUCUACUGCGGCGAGUGCAUCGAGGGUUUCGUGGGUAACCAGACGGUGGGCUGUCGUGACCGGCCCGGGCUGUGUCCGGACGGCACGCAGUGUGACGGUAACGCCAACUGCGAACGGCCGUACGGCUCCAGCAGCUACAUCUGUCGGUGUAAGAUCGGCUGGGCAGGCAACGGCAAGCUGUGCGCUCCCGACACCGACCUGGAUCGGUUCCCCGACUACGACCUGUCCUGCACUGAUAAGUAUUGCAUCAAGGAUAACUGCGUGCUGACGCCCAACUCUGGCCAAGAGGACGCCGAUGGGGACAAGAUCGGAGACGCCUGUGAUCCGGACGCAGAUGGUGAUAACGUCUACAACGAGCCGCCCAACCCCAACAAUCCAAAUGGAUGGGACAACUGUCCGCUGGUCAGUAACGCCGACCAGGCGGACACGGACCGCGGCGGCCCGGACCGGCAGGGUGAUGUGUGCGACAACUGCCCCACCAUCCCCAACUUCGACCAGGAGGACACCGACAACGACGGCAAGGGCGACGUCUGCGACGAGGACAUCGACGACGACGGUAUUCUGAACGAGAACGACAACUGUCCGAAGAAUCCGAACCCGGACCAGCGCGACCGGGACAGUGACGGUCUGGGCGACGAUUGCGACAACUGUCCGACCGUUUCCAACCCGGACCAGAGGGACGAGGACCGCGACCUGGUCGGAGACGCCUGCGAUACCGACGACGACGUCGACAGGGACGGCAUCCAAAACAACCGUGACAACUGCCCGGAGAUUCCGAACGCCGACCAAGUGGACACAGACCGCGACGGGCGCGGAGAUGUCUGUGACGACGACGACGACAACGACGGCAUCAUCGACAGCCGAGACAACUGUCCACUGCGGCCCAACCCGGACCAGGCCGACCGCGACCGGGACGGCCGAGGGGAUAUCUGCGACAAGGACACCGACGGAGAUAACGUCAUCGAUAAAUACGACAACUGUCCCAACAACUCGCAGAUCUACGCCACCGACUUCAGGUCGUACCAGACGGUGGUGCUGGAUCCUUUCGGCGAGUCCCAGAAGGACCCCAACUGGGUGAUCUACAACCAGGGAGCCGAGAUCGUGCAGACCAUGAACAGCGACCCGGGACUGGCUGUCGGGUUCAACACGUUUGCUGGAGUCGACUUCGAGGGCACAUUCUUCAUUGACACAACCGUUGACGACGAUUACGUAGGAUUCGUGUUCAGUUACCAGGACAACAAGAAGUUCUACACGGUGAUGUGGAAGAAGAGCACACAGACGUACUGGCUCCCGACUCCGUUCCGCGCCGUGGCCGAGCCGGGCAUACAGCUGAAGGUGGUCAACUCCAGCACGGGGCCCGGCCAGAUGAUGCGCAACGCCCUCUGGCACACGGGAGACACGUUUGACCAGGUUCGGCUGCUCUGGAAGGACCCCCGGAACGUGGGCUGGAAGGAGAAGACGGCCUACCGCUGGCUGCUGCUGCACCGGCCACAGAUCGGGCUCAUCCGGCUCAGGAUUUACGAGGGCGAGUAUCUGGUGGCCGACUCCGGUAACAUCUACGACAGCACGCUCAAGGGAGGCCGGAUCGGCGUGUUCUGCUUCUCACAGGAGAUGAUCAUCUGGUCCGACCUGGUCUACCGGUGUAACGAUGACGUGCCUGAGGAGGUGUACGAGCGUCUGCCACCGAACCUGCAGUCGCAGGUCAACAUUGACAGAACCAAGGCUGCGCGACCCGGCGGAGGUCUUCGCGGCCAGCCGACCGUCAACAACUGAGCUGGCUAGCUGACGGCUGGGGAACAGUCUGGGGCGACACCUAUGUAGCUGUGCCAAGAGUCUUCAAACUCACUUUUGAGAGCGGCGCUACUGUCGCAACAGCGUCCGAAGGUUAGGUCCGCAACAAGUCGGUGAUUUUACCAUGGCAGUUCACUGCAUUGCUUUGCUUUUGCAAGUCGCGGUUGUGUAUCUGGUGCUGGACCAAUGAACGUGUGAGAUUAGGGUGAGAUUGGCAUGGUGUGUAGUGCGCUCUGGAUAGAGAUAAGCGAGCCUGCUUCGACCUUAUACACCGCUCUAGCCCAUUCCGAGACACCGUUUGUGCCAUAUUGUCAGCUUCAGUUUUACAGCGCCAGAAAUAAUGUGCAUAUUGUUAGUUGAGCGGUUGCUAACGGAAGAAUCUAAGAAGCUAAUCGAGGUCGCCUUGGUUUUUAGAGUAGUGAAGAUGAAUGAGUGAGCGCAAGUUGUAGUUAUUUUUAAUAUUUUUUUAAUUUAGGUAUGUAACGAGAUUCCAAACUCGUGUCUUGCACUAUUUCCUGCGUGUAUCAGUACAGCAUAUAUGUAAACGCUCUUAAACUACCGAAGGGUACACAUUACACACACAAGCUUCUUGUCCCGUCUCUACAAUGAACAGUACGUGCAUGUAUCGCCUUUACAUGAACGGUUAAAAUUAAGUUAAUGUUUAGGAUCUUGGAGCUCCUGCUUUAUGUUACUUGCGGAAUUUGUUGUGGGUUUCUACUAUGGUCAUCCAGGAGAUGUGAGAGCACCUGAUGCCUUUUUUUGUAAUUUGCCUCAAUGCAAUCGUAACGCUGCAUUCAAACCUGUUGGGCGUGAGGGUAUGUCUAGGCCGAAAUGGUCUAAACCCCAUCACCAAUUCGGUCAAUUGGUCAGAGUAGAUGGGAAUGCAAGUGUUUUGAUGUAACAUGACUAAUAUUUUUUGCAUUUCAUUGGAAAUAUAUUCAUAAAAUACU
Messenger RNA from Amphibalanus amphitrite, 4250 nucleotides. RefSeq names its product cartilage oligomeric matrix protein-like. Lineage: Eukaryota; Metazoa; Arthropoda; Thecostraca; Balanomorpha; Balanidae. The transcript is spliced from 21 exons. The coding region runs from base 112 to 3282 and encodes 1056 amino acids. Gene Ontology annotation, biological process: cell adhesion. The record is from RefSeq and is a predicted model, not a curated record. Gene Ontology annotation, cellular component: extracellular region. Gene Ontology annotation, molecular function: calcium ion binding.